Messenger RNA from Lasiodiplodia theobromae, 1473 nucleotides. Its product is annotated as Aldehyde dehydrogenase. Gene Ontology annotation, molecular function: aldehyde dehydrogenase (NAD+) activity. The coding region runs from base 1 to 1473 and encodes 490 amino acids. The transcript is spliced from 4 exons. NCBI's taxonomy places the organism in Eukaryota, Fungi, Ascomycota, Dothideomycetes, Botryosphaeriales, Botryosphaeriaceae. The record is from RefSeq and is a predicted model, not a curated record.
AUGGCGAGCAAUGGCGCCCCAGAGAAGAUUGAGACCCGUCUCUUCAUAAACGGCAAGUUCGUCGAAUCCUCAGACAAGAAGACAUUCCCUCUCUACGCGCCCUCGACCCGCGAGCACGUCGCCGAUGUCUUCGAAGCCACCGUCGCCGACACCAACGCCGCCGUCGCCGCCGCGAAGGCCGCCCAACCCGCCUGGGCCGCCCUCUCGCCGACGGAGCGCGGCGUGCCGAUGAAAAAGCUCGCGGCGCUCCUCCGCGACCCCGUGCACCACGCGCGCAUGGCGUACCUGGAGGCCGUCAGCAUGGGGCGGCCGCUGGCCAUGUACCACGACGGCGCGCACUGCGCGACCAAGUUCGAGACGUUCGCGACGACGGGCUGGGACGCGCAGGGCACCACCAGCCUGAACACACCGGGCGUGCUGGCCAUGACGUUCCGCCAGCCGUACGGGGUUGCGGCGGCGAUCAUUCCGUGGAAUGGCCCCGCGGUUUUUGUGGGCGAGAAGGUGGCGCCGAUGGUGGCGGCGGGGAAUGCGGUGGUGGUGAAGAGUAGUGAGAAGGCGCCGUUGACGACGGCAUACAUCUCGACGCUGAUCGACCAGGCCGGCUUCCCGCCGGGCGUCAUCAACGUGCUGCACGGCCACGGCCCGGUCUCAGGCGCGACGCUGUCGUCGCACAUGGACGUGCGCGUCAUCUCGUUCACGGGCUCGGGCCGCACGGGGCGGCUCAUCUGCGAAGCGGCAGCCAAAUCCAACCUCAAGAACGUGCACCUCGAGCUGGGCGGCAAGUCGCCGUCGCUGAUCUUCGACGACGCCGACCUCGACCGCGCCGCCGCCGAGACGCAGUUCAGCAUGUCGAUGAACACGGGCCAGGUCUGCAUGGCCAACAGCCGCAUCCUCGUGCAGGACACCGUCGCCGACGCCUUCAAGCAGAAGUUCCGCGACAGCUUUGCGGCGGUCCGCGUCGGCGCGUCGACCGACGACGGCGUGCAGAUGGGCCCGCUCGCCGACGAGGUGCAGUUCAAGACCGUCACGAAUUACAUCCAGCUGGCCAAGGAGGCCGGCGGCAAGCUGCUGCUCGACGCCGACGCGCAGCUGCCCAGCGAUGCUAAGGACAAGGGCUUCUUCGUCGGCCCGCACAUCUUCACCGACUUGCCCGAGGACUCGCGCCCCGCGCGCGAGGAGAUCUUCGGCCCCGUCGUCGUCAUCGGCGUCUUCAAGACGGAGGAGGAGGCGGUCAGGCGCGCUAAUGAUACCGAGUAUGGUCUGUACGCGUCCGUCUAUACCAAGGACGUUAGCCGUGCCAUCCGCGUGGCUAAGGCCCUCGAGAGCGGCACCGUUGGCGUCAAUUGCACGAGCCCGACUAUCGUGCAUGACAUGCCGUUUGGCGGGUACAAGGCUAGCGGGCUCGGGAGGGAGGGCAUUCACCACAGCUUGAACAACUUUUUGGAGGAGAAGACGGUUGUUGUGCGGAUUUGA